Molecule: messenger RNA, 6103 nt
Organism: Nicotiana attenuata
Lineage: Eukaryota; Viridiplantae; Streptophyta; Magnoliopsida; Solanales; Solanaceae
Exons: 9
Coding region: 248-5662 (1804 amino acids)
Source: RefSeq, a predicted model, not a curated record
CGGGGCGCUUCAAUUUCUCUUUCGUUCUCUCUCUCGCAGCUCUACAAUUCCUAUCGCCGAUUCAAAACCCUAGAAUUCAGAUAACCGAACCGGUCGGUUGUAAGCUCCAUUGGUAUCAGCAUCGACAUCUUGAGUUUUAGGACAGACAGCUGGUAUAUGCUCUGAAGUAUACAUUGAUUGUAAUGCCAAAUGUUAGAAUAGUCAGUUGCAACAUUUUACGGUCAAAGGUUCUGGACUUAAAUCAUCUAUGCCUGGCAAUGAAGUUGGAGAUAGAGUUCACAAAUUUUUUGCACAAGACAUUUUAUCACAAGUACAGCCUCAUUCGCCGGUAGUGGACGUCAAUUGGCCAACUUCAAGUGACAAUAUGUGGGCUGGAAGCCAGAGACAGACAGGUGUACUGAGUUCCAACACAAAAAAUUACAAUUUGCAGAACUCUGACACUGGGAGAGGACUAAGCAGUUAUCCAUUCAAUGGGCAGCAUGGUUUAAAUUUUACACAGUCAAUUCCGAGGCUUGAGUCCGCUAAAAAUCAGUCACAAAUCCAGCAGCCAAAUUUGAAUGGUUUCAUGUAUGGUAAUCAGUUUUACCAGACAAGGCAGGGCGAAACAAACUUCCCCGCUGUGGAUACUAGUUCCGAUCAAUGUAAUAUAGCCUCAGGAGGCUCACCUUUUUUUGAGUCACAGCAAUGGUUGGGUCCUGAACAGCACACAAGAGCAACUGUUAGAUCAGAACCUUCUGAUAGUCCUGUCAGUGUUGAUCUUUUUGGUGGUCAGCAAAUCUCUCAUCAGCAAUCAAACAUGCUGCAUUCUUUGCAGCGGCAGCAGUCUGGGAUUAGUGACAUGCAGCAAUUUCAACAGCAAGUUAUGUUCAUGAAGAUGCAAGAGCUUCAGAGACAGCAGCAACUUCAUCAACUAGAAGCGAGGCAACAGAAUACAUUAAAUCAGGUUUCCUCCUGUUCUAAGGUGGCAUCUGGUGUCCAUUCCCCAGCAUUAGUUAACGGCACUGCAAAUUCUGGUACACUAAAUCAUUCCUGGGGAAAUGAGCUUGGCAACACAAAUUGGCUGCAGUGUGGUUCUCCAGUACAUCAAGGGUCCUCCAGUGGAAUCAUUCCAACCAAUAAUGGCCAAGCACAACGUGUAAUGGGUUUGAUUCCUCAACAGAAUGAUCAAUCUCUAUAUGGGGUUCCUGUUUCUAGUUCAAGACCGUCUCUAAACCAUUUUUCACAAGGGGUGACAGAUAAGCAAGCUGUGCAGCCAAUGCCAACCUUUAAUAGUUCAUUUCCAGUUAAUCAAUAUGCUCCAGUAGCAGAUCAGGUCAGUGGGCAGGAUGGGACUUUCAUCUGUAGUCAGAGCCUCCUUGAAAAUGUAUAUGGAGAUGCUCCAAGCCAAGCUCUGUCUAAUGCAGUAGAUGUGGGUAACCUUCAGCAAGAUGAUACUAUGCAAAAAGCUUCAGCUCUCCAGGACUUCUGUGGCAGACAGGAUAUAGCUGUUCCUUCAGAGACCUCACAUGAAGAAGCUGCAGUGCGAGCUUCUUCCGCACAGAACGAGGUUGGACUAGAUCCUACAGAAGAAAGAAUUUUAUUUGGUUCAGAUGAUAAUAUAUGGGCUGCCUUUGGCAAGAGUCCUAUGAGUGGUGAAGGUGGUAAUCCUUUUGAUGGUGCUGAAUUGCUAGAUGGGAUUUCGUCUAUCCAAGGUGGUACUUGGAGUGCUCUUAUGCAGUCUGCCGUUGCAGAAACUUCUAGUAGUGAUGCUGGACUACAGGAGCAGUGGACUGGUUUAAAUUUUAACAGUACUGAAAUUCCUUCUGGGAGACAGAAUUUGACAUAUAACAGCGACAGACAUAGAACAUCUUCUGCUGAAGACAAUUUCCCCCAAGCCUCAUCUUUGAAAUCUGUUUCUGUUCAUCCCUCUGAUAAUAUCGAUAUGAGAAAUAGCUGUCACAAUGUUCAGGGACACAGGUUUCCAUUUGAGCCAGGCAAGAGUCUGCAAUCGAAUUCUUCUCAAAGACUUGUGCAAUCAUCAGACGAAGGAAAUAAGUGGUCCAAGUCAGGUCAAUCACAGAUGUUAGAAGGUCACCAGAUGGUUGAGAAGACUUCAAAUCCUCUUGACAGAGAAAUGAUCUCAAAAAACAUUUCUAGUCCUUUGACACCCGAGCUUGGUGGAGUUAGGGAACAAUAUAACAACUCAGCUGGUUGGAAUGUUCUUGAAUCAGCAGUGCCUUCUGGAGAUGCAGUAAGUGUCUCAGGAGAGAAAUCAUUUAAAUGUUCCCAAGAUUACAAUCAGAAGAAAUUCAUUCAAGGUGAAGUUGUUCAUAGUGGUGCCAGGUGGAAUUCUAAUCCUGGCCAUAAUCCUACAGUUACUAUGGAGCGCGCAGAAUCAUCUGUUGGUAGUCCCCAGGCAAACUUGGAGGUCUUUAGCUUGCAUAAUUCUUCCGCUAUACGAAACUCAAGUACCAUGAGGAGUGGCGAGGAAACCAGUCAAUUUUUCCAAAAUAAUCAUCAAGCUAGUUCUUGGAAGAAUGCUGAUCCACUGGUAAAAUCUAGUGUCAGCAAAGGCUUGGAUGUCUUACAGCAUCAUGUUUCUGAGGACAACCAGCUUUUGCAUUCAUCUCUGGAUAUUGGUGACAAAGAGUAUAGACUGCAUGAGAUGGAGAACAGCGAUAAACAGGAGAACUCAAAUGACAGCCAUCGUUCUAACUUAUCCCCUCAUUCUUCUGCUGGUGGUGUUGGGGAAAAUGUUUUGUCAGAUGACAGGGAUUCAAGGUUUCUGCCAGCUGGGAAGCAGCAGUUGUCUAAUCAUGUUGGUCGGAGAAAUUCUUGGGCUAACAAGUUUCAGUACCAUCCUAUGGGUAACUUGGAUAAGGAUGCAGAUCCUUCUUAUGGAAUGAAACACCCUACUCAUUCUCAGCCUAUGUUGCGGCAGACUGCCCACCAUGGCCAGUCAAUGUUUGCUCAGGUUCCUAAUAUUCAGGCAGAAUUCGAAAAGGCACGUUCAUCUGAUGUUCUGGCCGAUGGCAAAGGCUUUGGUCAGGUGCGCUCUGGCGGCAGCUUUCCUGGUGGUGGAUCUAAUAUGUCUUCACCGUUAAAUAGAUCUGUUGGGCUAUCACCAAAUACGGCUCCACAAUCUAGUCCAAACAUGCUACAGCUUCUUCAGAAGGUGGAUCCAUCGAGAGAGCAUGGUGCAAUGGCUCACUUCAGCAAUUCUGAGCAGAAAGCAUCAUCUGAGGUGCCUGAAUCCGGAAAUGCUGAUGGGUCUGGUGGACACCUCCGGCGAAAUCAGUCUUCUGCCUCUCAAGGUUUUGGUCUUCAACUUGGUCCUCCAUCACAGCAGAUCUCUGUCAAAACCCAUCUCUUGUCAUCUGAGGGUCCUACCAGAGCUCUUAGCUCUUCACAUUCAAGCCAUGCUAUCGUUGAGAUUAGAGAAAAAAGUCAGGGGCAGAUGCCCCGUCCUCAUCAGGCUCAAUCUUUGCCUGCCCCGUCAGACCUCCGACCACAAGAGUUGAAGCAUAGUACAUCUAGAGUUCCAGGAAGUACAACUAGUGAAACUACUAUGCACACCAUGCCUGGGAACUUCUCUUCAGCAUUUGAAUCAGCUUCUGUCCUUACCCACUCGAGAAAUCAACUUCAAAAUCCCCACAUGGUUAGGGCUAGUGGGCAAGACUCCACAAAUCAAUCUAUUAGUGUAUCUUUUGAUGAACAUGCUCCCCAUUCAACAGAAAAAGGAGAUUCUGGCAGAGGACCCUUGCUGAAUGGGGCUGGCAAUAUACCGUAUGGCCCUGCUCUCUCUGGGGGCAAGUCUCAGUUAAGUAAUGCCAGUGGUCCCCAUGGAAGCGUCCCUACUAAUCGAGUGUCAGCGAAGGAGUCAGUAUCAGCCUCUCCAUCUUUUUUAACUCCUGGGAUAUCUCUGCAGGGUGCAUCUUCCAAGAAGUUCGCUAAUAUGCGGAUGAAUUUCCCACCACCACAGCACCUUUUUAGUGGUCAGUAUAGCAAGGAGCCUUCCCAUAUUCCCCAGCCGAAUCAGAUGAAUAUUAUGGAGUCAUCAUUAUCUGCUCCAGAGAGGCAAGGUGAUCAAGAUGCCUAUAGAGGAGGGGCUUUCAUGUCUGGGCUUGGUAGUAGUUCAGUGACUUCUCUGUGUUCUGUUGAGGCAGAAGAACUGCGAGAAAAGGAGAGCACUUCUGAGCCAGCAGCUUCGGAUAAUGUGGACUUAGUGCAGAAAAUGAUUGAUUCACAGGGUGGAGAAUCUAUUGUCAAGAAUCUCCCCGAAGGAUCUCCUUCAAAUUCGGCCUCUAUGCAGAAAGAUAUUGAAGCCUUUGGCCGAUCACUGAAACCAAAUAGCUUUCCCAAUCAAAGUUACUCCUUACUAAACCAAAUGUGGAGCAUGAAAAACGCGGACACCGAUCCAUGCAAUAUGGCCCUCAGAAGAAUGAGGGUACCAGACAGCAAUGUAGCUGCACAGCAAGUUCCUUCUGCUGAUUCUAGAAUGCUAAGCUUCUCUGGGCAAGAUGAUUUGCAAAGAAGUGUGUCAUUUCAACAUGGAGGAAGGAUGACUCCUCCGGAUGUUGCAUUCCGUCAGGAUGAAUAUCAGACUGGCUCUCAUAACGGUGAUACUAAUUCUGUCAUGCCUGAGCAAACUCAGAUCAGUCCACAUAUGGCACCAUCUUGGUUCAACCGGUACGGAAGCUUCAAAAAUGGGCAGAUGUUACAGAUGUAUGAUGCACACAGAGCUGCCGCCAUGAAGACAGCUGAACAACCUUUCACACCUGCGAAGUCUACCAGUGGUUUGCAUGCAUUUAAUUCUAUUCAGCAAGUAAUCCAUGCAACUGCUGAUAGAAGUCAAAUUGGUAAUCUUGGGCCAAGUUCAAUUGCCAGCUCUGCUGCAACUGAACAUUUUUCUUCUCUACAAAUGUUGCCUCUGAACAUUGGUCAGCAGCACCCAAUCUUGAAACCCAAAAAGCGGAAACGUUCUACAUCUGAACUCACUCCUUGGUACAAAGAAAUUUCUCUGGAUCUAUGGAGCGAUCAGACAAUCAGCCUGGUGGAUAUAGAGUGGGCCACAGCAGUUAAUAGGGUUACCGAAAAGGUUAAAGAAAUUGAGUCGGUUGAUGAUGGGCCACCUAGGCUUAAAGCUAGAAGAAGGCUUAUAUUGACCACUCAGCUUAUGCAGCAACUAUUUUAUCCUCCGCCUGCAGCAAUUCUUUCUGCAGAUGCUAAAUCAGAGCAUGAGAGUGUGGCUUACUCCAUAUCCAGAUUGGCAUUAGGGGAUGCAUGCAGCAUGGUCUCUUGCUCGGAUGGUGAUACCAAUAUGCCUCAUGAUGGAAAAGAACCAUUUCCUGACAAGUGCAAGGUAUCUGAGAAGAAAAAUUGGCAUCAGUUUGCCAGAGCUAUGGAAACGUUAAUGGGAAGAGCGAGGAAGUUAGAAAGUGACUUUGUUAGUUUGGACAAGAGAGCGUCGGUAUUGGACGUGAUAGUGGAAGGACAAGAUUUGGAGAAGUUCUCAGUCUUCUAUCGAUUUGCAAAGUUUCAUGGUCGGGGGCAAUUCAAUGGUGCUGAGUCAUCAUCAACAGAUGCAGCUGCACAUAGCCAUAAAUCUUUUCUGCAAAGAUAUGUCACUGCGCUUCCAAUGCCUAAAAAUCUUCCUGAUAGGGUACAAUGUCUUUCAUUAUGAUCAUUAAUUUAGUUAAUAUUUUUUCCGCGUUCUCGUCAUCUAUCCAGUAGCUCCCUAGGAAGUUUUGUCGCUAAUUAUGUACUGGCACUAGCAGCAGCAUGAAUAGAACCACACAAAUGCAAUUGCAGAAAGAACAGUCUCUAAAUUGCCACCUCAAAUGCAGUAUAGGCAGUCCAUUUUGCACGUUAGCCAAUUAUGACAUUGUCAAGAAAUGUGGUUCAUUCCAUGUGCAUCUCUCCCGAGCUAGAGAGAGAGAUGUCCAUAUAUAGUUAGUUCAGUGUUGUGAAUGUAAUGGUAAUUAUUUAAGUCAGGUUUAGUGCACUUCAAGUUCGCAUCUUCUAGGUAAAUAUAUAAUGUAUAAUGCCUAGGCUUAUCUUAGUAGGUAAAUAUGAAUUGUCAGCUUUUGCGAAAUUAAUGUUUUGGCUGUAUGUACCUUUUUCA